Molecule: messenger RNA, 5341 nt
Organism: Eriocheir sinensis (Chinese mitten crab)
Lineage: Eukaryota; Metazoa; Arthropoda; Malacostraca; Decapoda; Varunidae
Product: atrial natriuretic peptide receptor 1-like
Exons: 20
Coding region: 10-2535 (841 amino acids)
Biological process (GO): intracellular signal transduction; receptor guanylyl cyclase signaling pathway; cGMP biosynthetic process
Cellular component (GO): membrane
Molecular function (GO): guanylate cyclase activity; peptide receptor activity; ATP binding
Source: RefSeq, a predicted model, not a curated record
CAGAGUGAAAUGCUAAUGUGCGUGUUUCUCCCACUUUCAACAGUCCUGGUGAUCUGCGGUUCGCCUGCCAACGUGCGCCAGAUCAUGCUGGCGGCCGCCGAGCUCAAAAUGGACUCCGGGGACUACGCCUUCUUCAACGUCGAGAUCUUCACCGGCACAUCUUCGAACUUCAAGCCGUGGUACAAUGAGAGCGACACCGACGAGAGGAACGAGAUGGCAAAGAAGGCGUACCAGUCCGUGUUGAUGGUGACGGCCCGCAGCCCCAGCAGCGACCGCUACCGCAACUUCUCAACCCAGGUUAAGAAGAUAGCUCGGGAGGAGUUCGAAUACUCAGCCUACGAAGACGAUACCGUGAACGCGUACGUGGCAGGCUUCUUCGAGGGGCUGUUGGUGUACGCGGCGGCGCUCAACACGACGCUGAAAGAGAACGGCUCCAUCAGGGACGGCCGACACAUCAUCAAGAACAUGUGGAACAGAACCUUUGGAUCUGACGUGGUGCCGCCGUGGUUCAGCAGCAACAUCUCCAUCGACGGUAAUGGCGACAGGAAGGCUGACUACACGCUGCUCGACAUGAACCCCGAAUCGGGCAUCUUUGAGCCGGUGGCGACCUACCACGGCGAGAGAGAGAGCCUGGAGCUAACAGGCAACAUUUCAUGGCCAGGAGGCAGCCCGCCCAAGGACAGGCCCCGCUGCGGCUUCGACAACUCGCUGUGUCCUGAGCCCACGGGGCCGUGGAGCAUUGUAGCGGGACUACUGGCGCUGCUGGUUGUGGCCAUGGGCGGCGCUAGUGUCUUCAUAUACAGGCACUACAAGCUGGAGGCGGACCUGGCCUCCAUGACGUGGCGCGUGUCGUGGGAGGACGUGGAGAUCAUCGACAACAACAAGCACGGGAAGUGCGGCUCCAGGAUCUCCGUGGGCAAGAUUAGCGUCAAUACUAUUGGGUCUAUGGACUCCAUGGUCGAGAACCGCCAGGUGUUCAUCCGGACGGGCCGGUACAAGAAGACGGGCCUCUUUAGCCAGGGCGUCACGGUGGCCAUCAAGAAGCUGAACAAGGACCGCGUGGACCUAGCCAGGCCGAUGCUCAUUCAACUCAAGCGGAUGAAGGACCUGCAGUACGAGCAUUUGGUGAGGUUCAUCGGGGUGUGUGUGGACCCCAAGCCAUACUGCGCCUUCUUCACCGAGUACUGCCCCAAAGGAUCCCUGCAAGACCUCCUCGAGAACGACGACGUGCAGCUCGACUCCAUGUUCAAGAUGUCCCUCAUGCACGACAUUGUGAAGGGCAUGGCCUUCCUGCACUCCAGCGAGCUGCGGACCCACGGCAACCUCAAGUCUAGCAACUGUGUAGUGGACUCCCGCUUCGUCCUCAAACUCACCGACUUUGGACUUCACAGCCUCAGGGAGAGGGAGGGUCAGUCCCCGGACCACCACGUGUACUGGAAAAGGAAGCUCUGGACGGCCCCGGAGAUCCUGCGUCACCCGGACCCGCCCGCCGAAGGGACGCAGAAGGCGGACGUGUACUCCUUCGCCGUCAUCGUCCACGAGAUCAUCUACAGAAUGGGCGCCUUCUACGUCAAGAACGAGGCCAUGUCCGCGCAACAGAUCGUGGAGAACGUGAAGAACGGCGGCACCCCCCCGUUCCGGCCCAGCACGGAGGACGAGGUGGCGGAGGAGGAGGUGAUGCAGAUGAUGAAGAAGUGCUGGGCCGAGGAGCACAUGGAGCGGCCCGACUUCCAGCAGCUCAAGACCAUCAUUCGGCGACUCAAUAAGGACAACGAGUCGGGCAACAUCCUGGACAACCUCCUCUCCCGCAUGGAGCAGUACGCCAACAACCUGGAGGCGCUGGUGCAGGAGCGGACGGCAGACUACCUCGAGGAGAAACGUCGCUGCGAGGAAUUAUUGUAUCAGCUGCUGCCCAGGUCGGUGGCCAGCCAGCUGAUCCAAGGCAAGGGUAUGGUGGCCGAGACCUUCGACUGUGUCACCAUCUACUUCAGCGAUAUUGUCGGGUUCACGGCGCUCUCCGCCCAGUCGACGCCGAUGGAGGUGGUGACCCUCCUCAACGACCUCUACACAAAAUUCGAUGACAUUAUUGAGGAAUUCGACGUGUACAAGGUGGAGACCAUUGGUGACGCCUACAUGGUGGUGUCGGGGCUGCCUGUGAGGAACGGCACCACACACACGCGGGAGAUCGCCAGGAUGUCCCUUGCGUUGCUGGAGGCGGUGAAAACCUUCAAAAUCCGCCACCGGCCAGAAGACAGUCUGAAGCUGAGGAUCGGGCUACACACGGGCCCCUGCGUCGCCGGCGUGGUGGGGCUCAAGAUGCCGCGCUACUGCCUCUUCGGCGACACCGUCAACACCGCCUCAAGAAUGGAGAGCAAUGGACUGCCUCUGAGGAUCCACGUGUCGCACUACACCCAGAAGCUGCUGGCCGAGCACUACCCGUCCUUCGAGCUGGAGCAUCGCGGAGAGGUCGACAUGAAGGGCAAAGGAAAGAUGCAGACCUACUGGCUGAAUGGAGAGCAUACUUCUGGAGCCUAAGGCGCGCCACCUGUCCCCCUCCCCCUUCACAAUCAUUCCAACGUCCAGCAGGCCACCGCCUCCGGGCAGACGCGCUGUCGUUCUAGGCCGCAGCACCCCCUCCCCCCCCGAGAAGCCCAUCAUCGUGAGGUGGAUGGACGAAAGGACUCUUCCCUCCAGCCUCCAGGGGCCGCGACGCUGCCCUCACGCCUUGCUCCUGAGCGCUCUCCUCAACUCGGACUCACCCACCGACAGCUUGCAGGAUGUUCAUAGCCUUGCGUACCUCUCGUCUAGUCGUGGCGCAUCAGUAAUUGAUCCAUUAAGUUACUGAGUAUUAUUACGUAAAAUAAUGGAUGAUGACAGUUUUGUUUCAGACUCUGUGAAGCCAAAGUAAACACUCAACCGGAUGUGGUAGCAUUUUACUCUGUGUCGCCAUAGUUUGAUCACUUUAGUUACGCCGACUAUCGUAAUCAGUGAAGUAUUUAUUGAAUAACAACUGGACAAUGCAGAGACUCCUUCCAGUGUGCUGCCCCCUGGAGAAGCCACUGAGCCAAGUAAAGGGGUUCGGGCCAGUGUGGGGCACCGUGUUGGGGCGACGACGAGCUGCAGCGCGGCUCUCUGGUUCCCUGGGCCCGCGUGGAUGCCGUGCCCGCCUCGAGCCCGCCAGCACCACGCCAGGACCAGGCAGCCCGCCCCACCAGCAGCACUAACCUUCUUGCUAUCAACCCAAGAUAUUUCAGAGGAGUGACCGACGGAGUGUGAGUUUUUUGUUCCAUCAAGACAUAUUUGUCUGCUAAUUUAACGAGUGCAUCAGUGGCUCCGUCGCUAUGAAGCUUUCGAAUUAAACACCUCAUGAAGGGACUGAAGUGGAGUUUGUUUUGUCUAAGCGUUUGUGUAGGUCGGUUGUACUUGGUGUCGCUGGUUCGUGGUGUGUGUCAGGGAUCGAAGUUCACUCAGUGUUGAUAUGUUUGCAAGCCUGAACUGUUCAGUUUCAGUCGUUCAUUUUAAUAAGUGGUAACUGUAGGUAUGUAAGGAACUUUUUUUUGCUAACGUGUUCACUGUAGUUAGGCUUGACAGCCAAUGUUAAGUCCCGUCUUAAGAUGCUGUUUAUGUAUAUUUAAUGUGUGUGUGGUCAGCUACACUUCAUUUGUGUUUGUUUUUUCGAUCAAAUGGAAGCUAAUUUGACACAGCACACGAGUCCCCUUAGUUGUUUCGUCCGACGUCCAGCAGCGCCACCUGCUCCGCCAAUUCAGCGAUGCGCCUCGUUGCUGGAGGUGGCGUGCGCCGCCCAGCCUCACAUCGAGCCGGUGCGGCUGGCUGCCGUCUGGACCAAGUGCGUUGUGCUGUUCUCAAUGGAUAUGCCUUUCCUGCCUCCCCUUCCCUUUCCGCCCUGUGACCAUCUUCCUCAGCCCUUAGCGUUUCUGUCUUUCCCUUGUAUUCUGCUCCUCACGUAACUCCUCUUUACUCCCUGCUGGCCCUGCAUCUGGAUAAGUUUCCUCAGUUUCCACUCUGUCGACCGCCCUCCCGAGCCUCGCCAUCGCCCCUCAGAGCACAAGCAACCCCCCGCUGGCCCUCGGGUCCCGCGCCCAACCCUGGAAGCAGCCCUUCAGCCGGCACUUACCGACAUGUUUCAUGAGAAACCAACAUCUGCGAGACCUUUCUUCUCGCGGCAGAUGUUAGACAUUCUUGAAGAAGAAUACAAAAUGUAGUAAAGUACGAAUUCAAUUAAAUCAAUAGUCUUAAUAUCUUAAAAUUGUAUUUGGACAUUUAAGUCAUUGUAUAAUUUAUGUAAGUGUAUUCCUUAUGAUGAAUUUAGUUUCUUGCUAUUUAGCAAACUUCAUCGUAUCAGUAUAGUAUUUAUGUUAUGUAUAGAGAAUAUGAAGUUUGUUCCAUAACAGAUACGUAGGUGUUGUAUUAAUGGAUCUUUUCGCAUCACCACAAGAUGGGGGCGAAGCCCCACGCCAGGCCGUGCGUGACUGCCCAAGACACUAACUCACCUACUCGACGCCACAGUCCUUCGGCGCCGCCCCGGCCGCCGCGCAGCCCCUCCCUUCCCUCCUGCAGCCACUCAGGAGUGCACGCCAGCAAGAUAUAUUUUCUCGCGGCUGAAUUUAUCUUCAACUUUCACCUAGUAUCUUUCAGAAAUUUGGCUGCAAUGUAUUUUACCAAUAAAUAUAUGAUAUAAUUAUGAUAAAGACAUGGAAUGAUAAUUAUAUGUGAAUAAUAUUGUACAAACGCUCGUGUUUUCGUAGACAAGAAAAUAUAUUUCCACGGAAUUCUCUUCACCGCCCUAUUAGAUGAUUCAUGUUCAGUGUUGGCCUAGCCGAGGCGUCAGUGUAUAACCGCUGAUAUUGUUUAGCCUAAGAAAUUAUACUUUGUAGAGCUGCCAAAUAGUGAAAAUGUAGCAGAGUCGACGGCUGCCCUGUACACCUACACACACAGAGGGUGGAGUAAAGUCUGACGGACAGGCGGCCAUUGUUACAUGAUUUCACAGGUGGUCAGCGGGCGGAGUGGGCAGGCAUGGCAUGCCCUGUGCAUCCCGCCAGUCCUCCGUGCGCUGACGCCACCCGUGGCGAGGCCUUUCUAUCAAAUUUGCUCCUGAGCCCCACCCUACGGGACGUGUGUGUGUAAGUCAACGGUCUGACGAAACAAGCGGCCCCAGCGGCAAAAGGUCAUGGUUUUCCCGAAAAGCGAGGGUGUGCGGGCCUCCGCGGCCGCGCCACCCCCCUGGGCUCCUGCCGGCCGGGCACCGUGCAGGCCCUGCGUCUUGUAAGUAUGAAGAACAUGGCGCGUAUUCAGUAUGCCCAAAUAAAUUAUUGUGAACAGA